AUGGACAGAACCGGGGUGGACGCGGUGGACAUGGCGGAGGUCAGAGGGCACGGGGAAGAGGACAGGGCAACCGAGGCCGAGGAGGAAACCAUACAGAAAGUGGACGAGCGCCGUCAUAUCUUCCCCCUACAGGUUUCAACUACGCGCAACCAAUGUAUGGCGGAUACCCUCAACCUCUUCCCACAGCACCUUAUAUGCCUCCCCAACCCUACCAUCAUGGACAAACGCCAGCCUUUCAGAAUCCUCCAAAUCUACCCCUAUUCCCAUCCCAUCAAUAUCCCCAGUCGGCAUCUGCGGGUAACUAUCAACACUACAAUACGCCCAACCUUUCCACACCUUACCCUCCCGCAACUCCGACGGGCUCAACCGGGGCAAGCACGAGGGCCACGACCUCAUGCGCAAGGCAAUCAGGGUCCGAAACCCAAGCAUAAUCAGAAGCGGGACCACUCAUCCGCAUUCAACAAACCUCAAUCAACUGUACCUCGAACUCCAGCGGCGCCUGCCGUCCCAAGCUUCGGCAACCCUCUGCCCUCGAAGCCACCACCCGCCGCAGACUCCACGCCCAACAGAAAGGCAAAGAAGAGAAAAAGGAAGCACAACCAACUUGGACUGACCCCUAAUACCGAGGACCACGAGUCAAGCGAGGAAGAGGCUGAUGAAGACGAAGAAUCGAAGCUGGCGCAAGGUGGAUCUGACGCAACACCAAUUCAGGUCUCAUACAAAGGAAAAACGGCUACGUUGCAAACCCCCAAAAAGAAGUUGAUGGAGGAGGCAAAGGCAGCUCGCGAGGCAACCCGUCAACAAAAGCAAAAAGAGCAGCAAGAAAAGCGCAAAGAGAUUAUACAAAAGCAAAACGAACACAAGACAGAUCCCACUGCAGAUGCAACUACAAACGCGCAGCGCAGGGAGAAGAUUCGGCGCAACCUUGAACGAGAGGAGAAACGAAUUCAAAAGGCUAUGGCCGAGACCGAGGCUGCUCGUCUCCGAAUGGAAGCUCUACAGAGGGAGGCAUUGAGUCUAAAUGCAGAGGAUACGGGUACCACACCCUGGCGCCAAGGCCUUGCCCCGGCCCCAAUUAUCAAAACUGAACCUGCAAGCGCGAUGCCAGACUCAGAGCCAGCCCUCAACACCGAACCUGAAGAUGCGGUACAGGAGCCAGCCAUUAAGACCGAACCCGAAGAUGCGGUACAGGAGCCAGCCAUUAAGACUGAACCCGAAACUACGGUGCUGGAGGCAACAGUAAACGCCGAGCGUCAUGGCCCAGUUCCAGAGCCGGCUCAAUCAGCCGUCCCCGCUUCCCACGCGACAGAGUCGCAGGGAGAUCCUGAGGUCUUACCCGAGUCCUCCACCCUCGAGCACACAAUCAAGACUGAACACCCCACCGACCAUGGCUUGGAUGGCAUGGAUCUCGCAUCUGAUCAUGGAGCCAGUGAUUGGACCUCCUCGAGUGCUUCUGGCUCAGAUUCCGACUCCGACUCUGGCAGUGAUGACUCCGCACCAGAGCAAGCCACUUCACGUCGCACGGGACCAGAGCGAGUGCCGCCCCCACCCCGCGAAGGCAAAAAGUCUGUUUGCCGUUAUUUUGCACGUAAUGGGCACUGUAACCGUGGCGACCAGUGUAAAUUCCUUCAUGAAAAUGACUCUGAACGAACCUCGAAGGCGAAAGCAAAGCCUAAUGAAAAGAAGGAGAAAGAGACGAAACGCAAGGGACUUUAUCAAGCUUUGCUGGACCGACAAAGGCAAGACGAUGACCGCCGGGCAAUGGAAGUGAUCACCUGCCUAGGUCAGAACAAUAUGUUGGAUUGA
This is a messenger RNA of Penicillium verrucosum, 1806 nucleotides long. RefSeq names its product CCCH zinc finger protein. Gene Ontology annotation, molecular function: metal ion binding. The coding region runs from base 1 to 1806 and encodes 601 amino acids. The record is from RefSeq and is a predicted model, not a curated record. The transcript has 4 exons. NCBI's taxonomy places the organism in Eukaryota, Fungi, Ascomycota, Eurotiomycetes, Eurotiales, Aspergillaceae.